Messenger RNA from Pedinophyceae sp. YPF-701, 1275 nucleotides. The record is from the annotation of a GenBank genome assembly. Lineage: Eukaryota; Viridiplantae; Chlorophyta; Pedinophyceae.
AUGUCGUCCAAGCAGGGCAGGCCUGCCGCCCGCCACGUCGCGGCGAGGUCCGGCGAUGGCGAGGGCGAGAAGCCGCGGGUGGGCCUGCUGGGCGUGGGGCUGAUGGGCAACAAGAUGGCGCGGCGGCUGCGGGAGCAGGGCUUCGACGUGUGGGUCUGGAACCGCAAUGCGGAGAAGGCAGCACCCCUUGCGGAGGCAGGCUGCACCGUCUGCGCCACGCCAGCGGAGGCGAUCUGGGAGACGGACGUGAUUGUUCUGACGAUGGCCGACGCGGGGGCGAUCAAGGAGGUCCUCGUCGACGACGACGCGACCCGUCAGACCCUGGCGAUGCGCACCGUCCUCCAGAUGGGGACUAUUGGCCCUGCUGAGUCCAGGGAGCUCAAGAAGGACAUCGAGCUCGCCGGCGCCGAGUACAUCGAGGCGCCCGUGCUCGGCUCGCAGCCCGAGGCGUCCAAGGGGACCCUCCUCGUGAUGGUAGGCUGCGACCGCGAGCCCUCCGAGACUCGCGCGUGGCCCGUGAUCGAGGCGCUGGGCAGCAACAUCCAGCACAUGGGCGAGGUCGGCGCAGGCGCGGCGACGAAGCUGGCGAUGAACCAGCUGAUCGGCGCGCUGACGACGGGCUUCGCGACGUCGCUCGGCCUGCUCACGAAGAACGGCGUCGACGCGUCGUCCGACUCCAAGUUCAUGACGCUGCUGCGGGACAGCGCGCUCUACGCGCCGACGUACGACAAGAAGCUCGACCGCAUGCUGCAGCGGGACUACAGCGGGCCGAACUUCCCCACGCGGCACCUGCUCAAGGACAUCCGGCUGUUCAUUCUGGAGGCGGAGAAGGCCGGCCUGGACACGUCGCUGCUCCUCGGGCAGGAGGCCGUCAUCGCGGACACGUGCGAGCGCGGGCUCGACGACACGGACUACUCCGCGGUCUACGACGGGGUCAUCGAGCCCGGCGUCGCGGCCGGGAAGUUCGCGAAGAUGAAGGCGAACGUGGAGCUCCUGCCGCCCGCGGACGGCGUGAAGCGCAUCGAGAUCACCGGCGGCGUGGACUGGCGCAUCGAGGCCCAGCCUGGAAAGAUGGCAUCCAUCGCCAUCUACAACGCGCUCGCGCAGCUGUACGGCGGGAAGCUGGACCUCAAGAGCGCGGCCAUGGCCCUCACGUGGUACGCCGAGGCGGUUGAGGACGCCAAGAAGAACCCCGGGAGCCACCCGAACGUGGACCUGUUGUUCAAGGUCAUUGAAGGCAACCUGGAGGCGACGGUGACGGCGCACGCGGACUGA